GUAGUGCGCUCCUCGGUGUUCAGCCUGCCGGUAUUAUAUUAGAAGAAGAAGAAGCUCGGCGGAAUAAGCCGUAGAGGGAACAAAGGACGGCAGAGUGGGUUAACUAUUAUGGGAUCAGGCUGCUGCUGUUAGUCCGGGUUAAAACCACCAUGUCAAAACGACCAUCGUACGCCCCUCCUCCUCCCCCUGCCCCGACAACACAAAUGCCUUCCACCCCAGGGUUUGUGGGCUACAACCCUUACAGCCAUCUGGCCUACAACAACCUCCGGCUGGGAGGGAGCUCCGGAGGCUCCAGCAGGAACUCCUCGGGCAUCACCGUCCCAAAGCCUCCCAAACCACCAGACAAGCCGCUGAUGCCUUACAUGCGGUACAGCCGGAAGGUAAGCAGGAAGGUAUGGGACCAAGUGAAGGCGUCCAACCCGGACCUGAAGCUGUGGGAGAUCGGAAAGAUCAUCGGAGGGAUGUGGAGGGACCUGACAGACGAGGAGAAACAGGACUACCUGAACGAGUACGAGGCUGAAAAGAUUGAGUACAAUGACUCUAUGAAGGCCUACCACAACUCCCCCGCCUACCUGGCCUACGUUAAUGCCAAGAACCGGGCGGAGGCGGCCAUGGAGGAGGAGAGCAGACAGAGGCAGAGUCGUAUGGACAAAGGAGAGCCGUACAUGAGCAUCCAGCCAGCAGAAGACCCAGACGACUACGAUGAUGGAUUUUCAGUGAAGCACACAGCAGCCGCUCGCUUCCAGAGGAACCACCGGCUCAUCAGUGACAUCCUCAGUGAGAUCGUGGUGCCUGAUGUCCGCUCCGUGGUCACCACGGCCCGCAUGCAGGUCCUGAAGAGGCAGGUCCAGUCCCUCAUGGUGCACCAGAGGAAGCUGGAGGCGGAGCUCCUGCAGAUUGAGGAUCGCCACCAAGACAAGAAAAGACGCUUCCUGGAGACUACAGACUCCUUUAACACUGAACUCAAGAGGCUGUGCAGUCAGAAGGUGGAGGUGGACAUGGAGAAGCUGGCUGCAGAGAUGGCGGCAGCAGAGGAGGCAGCCCGGCGGCGAGCAGAGGAGAGAGAGCGUGAAGCGGCCGAGCAGGCGGAGAAAGCUGCUCAGCAGGCUCAACAACAGCAACAACAGGAAGCAGCUGGAAACAAGGCUGCAGAGCAGAGCAGUGCUAAUGCUAACAGCACGGCUAACCCCCCCUCAGGGACCAAGGAGGACGACAAACCCACACCUAUGGAGACAGAUGAGGCGGCCCCAGCAGAGCCUUCAUCAGACCCUCAGCCUGCUCCUCCUCCUCCAUCUGACCCCCCCUCUGAUAAAGCCAGUCCUCCCCCUGAGCCCCCCCGGGAGACCAGCACACCCGUGAGCAGCGCCCCCAGUGACGACAGCAGCAGCAGCAGCGGCAGCAUGCCCCCUCCCUCCUCAGAGAGCACGCCUCCAUCAGCUGCAGCCCCCGAACCUCCUAUGGCUCACGACCCUGCAAACACGGCCGCUCCUCCUCCCCCACCGCCUCCUCCCUCUGAGGAGCAGCCGCCACCACCGCCACCACUGCUGCACCCCGGCCAGAGCGGCGGCCCGCCGUACGACAUGUAACCCAGAGAUGGCGGCUGCAGGAGUGCUGAAUUAUUCCUGAUUUCAUCCCCCGGCCUCACGCAGCUCCACCACACCUUCUACCUUCUUUAAAUUUACCCAGCAUGCCCAGCUCCCUUACAUGAGUACAUAAAAUGUCACCAAAGAGGGCAACAUGUGACCCAACCAACUCUGUGCUGCAGACAUCGUAUGAGCCUUUCCUCUCCUUCAGCCAUGUCCCAUGAUGCAGUUUGUUAGUGGACAUCAUAAACAGGUAUCUCAGUGAACACCUGACAUUCACAACAUUAAAACAUGCAAGUUCAAGAAGAAUGGAACCACAGUCUUAUCAUUUUCCUGUAGAUUUAACAUCAGAAAUAUGUGACAUGAACCAAAAACAGGAUUACUGGCGGGUGGCUAAUGGACACCCCUUGUUUAGGUGGUUAAGUGUCUGAUUCAACAAAAUUCCUCGCAGUGUCUGAUAUUAGAGGCCUGAGGGUCUAAAUGUGGCAUCAGAAAAAACUAAACCAAGUCAAAAUUUUAUUCUUCCACCUGAAAAAACAUGAAUUCAGACUGUCUACAAAUCCUCCUUAUUCUGUUGUUAUUCCUUCAGCCUUCUGACCCAUUUCUUGUAAUUAAACCAGAGUAAAACUGCUUCAUUUGAGCUCAGUUCUUGGUGUCCAUCAGAGAAAUCCUGCUUCUGAUCCUCACUAACGGCUCAUCAAACGUGGACCCGGUCAGCCUUGAGGAGCUGGAAGCAGCAGGAAACUUCUCCAACCUUCACUAACGUGGACAGUUAAAGUAGAAACCUCAGAUAACUCCCACUGUGUCGACUUCGUACUGUUGGACGAGGCGGAGACGGCGAUGUACAAACCUCUACAUCUGCCAGUUUAUUUUCUUAGCUGCAAACGUGUGAGGUUCGGGAGAAAUCUUAGCUGAAGGACUUCGACCUUUACCCCCCUCCUCCUGUUAAAACCUCCAGACUUUUGUAGUUUUAUGAGUUUGUGUGAUUUUCACAACUACUGCUGUUCCUUCGACUUUAUUUUUAGAGAUCUAGAUAAACCUUUUAGAAGAAUAUAAUCAGCCUCAUUAUUAAAGCCGUACUCUUGAACCUGAGGAUGUUCCUGAGGCUGGCCGCACACCAGACGACUCUCAGAUCUGAUCUGAUUUUUAAAAAUGUGGUAGACCAGAAACACGAGGACAAUAUGAACUGAUUUUGAACAUCAGGAUCCUCUAGAAGGCUGUUUCAGUCAGGAUAUAUGGUGGCUGCAUUGCAGCUUCAAAGAUGAGGCUUGCCUGUACGCUGCGUCUCACGCUGAGAACCUUGAGUGGAAGGCUCUUCUGUCUCUACCAUGAUCUGUGUGCAUCUCUCAACCAAAGUAGUCAGGAAAAUGACGUAGAGAGCCAUAAUUUCUUCAUUUUACCAGACAUGUUGGUCAGUAUAGGUAGUCACAGACUUGAUAAACAGCUUCUUCUUCUGGUUUGUGCUUUUCAAAGUAAAAGCCAUUCCUGUGGCGAUCCAAAAUGCUUUUACUCUGAAUUUCCUGGCUCAGUUCUACAGUGAAUCAGGUCAGUUUUAGGGAGGUCAUCAAACUGUGACGGCGGGGAGACAGACAACAUGCAGCACGCGCACGCCUGGUAUGAAGCCUGGCGGUCUGAGCCGGAUUAUAAAUAUCAUGAUUAACAUGUUUGAUAUUUAUGAUUCCAUAUCAUGGAGGCUUUAACUUCAUCUGGAUCAGUAAAGUAGCCUGAUUAACAUCAUACACCAGAGGAUUAUUAGACUAAUAAAUGAUUAGGACAGGCCGUCAAUCAGACCACACCCCUCUGAUCGCUGAAGGGGAAUCAGACCCGGUACUGUCUGGUGUGUAGCCAGCCUGACUAGUUUAAACUCAUCAGGGAUGAGCGUUCCCAGGUUUGACUUUAGCAUGGAGAAAGGCACAUCCUCAUCACAUGUGCACCCCCGUUCUGCAUGCUGAGAAGUACUAACACCAUCCUGUAAAUGACUGACGAAGAGAAACGAGGGUGAGGAGUGAAAAUAAGACAGAAAACAAAGUCUGGGCAUGUCUAUACGGAGCAUUUUUAAUCUGAAGAUGAUCAAAUGUUAACAUGUAUGUUUCUGUAUUUAUCACAUUUCUAGAGAAACACUCUCAGUCUGACAGAUUCUACCCGGUUUUAUUUUUUUAAGACUUCUUUGUGCUGUUAGCUCACUGGCACAGAGACGUGCACACGCUCCCUCUUCCAGGUGUAACCUGGGACAUUUAAAGGACUGGUUUCUUACUUGAAUUUGGACUCUUUUUAGUAACAGGCCUGUUUUUGCAUCUUUCUUUUGUACUGUCUGAACUUAACAACCCUAAUAAAAUGAUUUCUCAGUC
This is a messenger RNA of Cheilinus undulatus (humphead wrasse), 3931 nucleotides long. Its product is annotated as SWI/SNF-related matrix-associated actin-dependent regulator of chromatin subfamily E member 1-like. Gene Ontology annotation, biological process: negative regulation of DNA-templated transcription. The coding region runs from base 150 to 1586 and encodes 478 amino acids. Lineage: Eukaryota; Metazoa; Chordata; Actinopteri; Labriformes; Labridae. Gene Ontology annotation, molecular function: nuclear receptor binding; nucleosomal DNA binding. Gene Ontology annotation, cellular component: SWI/SNF complex. The record is from RefSeq and is a predicted model, not a curated record. The transcript has 11 exons.